AAAAUACAGCAAUCAGUUUCCCACUCCGAUAAGGAAAAGGAAAACAAUUAACUUCGAGGAAUAAAAGUCCCAACAUUCCAUUUUCAUCUUAUAAAAUUUCCUCGACCGUCCGAUCAAAUCCCAUCAUCUAUAAAAGCGCUUCUCCUUCACUAUCCUUUUCGCUGCCAUCUAACGCAAGCUUAAACAACCAAAACAAAAAACGCAAGCUUUGAAACAAAGCCAGCGCACCCUCCCGACAAGAAAAGAAAGAUCAUGGCGGCAACUGUCUCUUCUCCUUGGGGAAAGCCCGGCGCGUGGGCUCUCGACGCCGAAGAACAUGAGGCUGAACACCAACAACAUAGUGGCGUCGUUUCUUCCACCGAAAAACUCGUGGAUUACCCUACUUUAGCCUCCGCCGCCACCACCAAGGGCAAGAAAAAGAAGGGCCAAGCCCUAUCUCUAGCUGAAUUUAAUACCUACGGCUCUGCUAAGCCGAGUGAGCCAACCCGUCUCACUCACGAGGACCUCCUCGGGCUCCCUACUGGCCCUCGCGAACGCUCCCCUGAGGAACUCGAUCGUAACCGUGUUGGCGGUGGUUUUAAAUCCUAUAGUUCGAACAGAUACAAUGCCAACGUCGAUGAUUCGUCCAGUAAUAGUAGAUGGGGAUCUUCUAGGGUUUCGAAUAGAGAUUCCAAUCGAGAAAUUGCUCCCUCACGCGCUGAUGAGAUCGAUAAUUGGGCCUCGGCUAAGAAAUCGACACCCACUGGGAACGGAUUUGGGGGUGGAUUUGAGAGGAGAGAGAGAGGGGGAGGAUUCUUUGAUUCACAAUCGAAAGCCGAUGGGGUAGAUAACUGGGCAGCUAAUAAGAGUUAUAAAAGCGCCAAUGAGGCACCGCCACGGAGAUUUGGUGGGGGUUUUGAAAGAAGAAGCAGUUUUGAUUCACUUCAAUCGAGGGAUUCGCCGAGGGAUUUGGAUAAUUGGGGAAAGAAAAAGGACGAGAGUGGCAGUGCUUCUGGUAGUGGCGGAGUUAGGCCAAAGCUUGUACUUCAGCCACGUACGGUUCCUGUAAACGAGGAGGGUAAAAAGGAGGCGACUGUUGCCAAGCCCAAAGGGGCAAAUCCUUUUGGCGAGGCGAGGCCGAGAGAGGAGGUGUUGAAGGAAAAGGGGAAAGAUUGGAAAGAGAUUGAUGAGAAGCUGGAAACUCAGAGGAUUAAAGAGACAGUGGCUGUUACAGAGAAAGAGAGAGGAGGAAAGGCAAGUUUCGGGAAUGGACGUGCCCCGGUGGAAAGGAGCUGGAGGAAGAGUGACUCUGUUGAGGCUGCUGCUGAUGCUGAUCAACCCCAAAGUGGUGAGGAAAUGGAGAAUGGCCAUUUUGAAGAGAAUUGAAGAUAGAGAUUUACAAAUUCGAAGCUUAGUUCCACAGAAAGCGAGAAGAAAACUUCUUUUGAACUUUUUGGAUGUCUAAUUUGUUGAGUUGAUGAGACUUGUUUUUCUUUUUUUAUGACCGUUAUUGCUGUCAAGGCAGUAUUUAAACAAUUUUGGUAGGCAUUGAAUUAGUUGCAUUGGCUUGGUCAAACAUGUCUUGUUUGUAGGAGUGUUGUUAAUAGUUGCCCAUGCUAUCAGAGUUAUUAUUUUUUGUUGUUUUCUUUUAUAUUGUGAGCAUGAGUUAAGAUUAUAAUUGUUUUGGUUGGUGACCAAGUAAAUCAAUGUUUUAUUGUUCAUGUAUU
This is a messenger RNA of Durio zibethinus, 1706 nucleotides long. RefSeq names its product eukaryotic translation initiation factor 4B3-like. NCBI's taxonomy places the organism in Eukaryota, Viridiplantae, Streptophyta, Magnoliopsida, Malvales, Malvaceae. The record is from RefSeq and is a predicted model, not a curated record. Gene Ontology annotation, molecular function: mRNA binding; translation initiation factor activity.